AUGCUAGACGAUCCUCACAAAACAUAUCACCCGGGGGAAGAAGUUGCCGGUCAGGUCAUUCUUGUACUGGGCAGAAACGUAACAGAUGUUUCCAUAAAACUUGCCUUGAUAGGAAUGAUCAAGGUUCAUCCGAAUACACCACUUAGGUCCGGUAAGAAGGAAGUGCUUUUCAAUCGAGAAAUACUACUUUAUGGAGAUCGAGCGAACAACGAACUAGCACUAACUAAAGGUGAGCAUAGAUUCCCAUUUAUAGUGAAAUUACCUCGAAAAAACAUACACACAAGUAUAUCAUUUGAGAAGGGUGAAAUCAAAUACUGCUUGCGUACAGAUCUAUGCGAUGGAGAAUCUAAUGAUGCUAAGUUCGCCACAUCGGAAAUGCUUCUUAACAUCGUGAAACCGAUCAACGUCACGCUAUUACCUGAAUCACGACCUAAGACCUUCACAUUUAAAAACAGCAGGGGUAUUAUGCAUCGGAUUUCUUCCUCAACGUCGUCUCUUAACUCGUCUGAUUCGGUAGAACCCCAGCGUGACUCAUCAGUGGUGAGAAAUUCAAACAAAAUUAAAGUUAAAAUGGAAAUACCGUCGCUUGGCUACCUUAAAGGAGAAUCAAUUCCGGUGAAGCUUAAUAUUCAACAUUACAAAAGGAUUAGCAACGUGAACGGCAUCUUUAUUACAUUUCUACGUGUGUGUACACUUGAUAUGGGUGACGAGUAUGAACUGCAGUCAUUUCGAAAGGAUCUAGCACAGACAAUAGUACCUUUGAUUGUUGACCCAGAUUCAAAAUCAAGCUACGAGAUUUGUACUAGUCUAAAGGUUCCUUUAGACUGCUUUCCCACAAUCGUCACGAAUUUGGUAUCCUUUCAGUACUACAUCGAAGUUCUUAUCAACUUGUCAAGUUCUGCUCGAAUACCGGGGUUGCAAAAGCGGAAGCAGCUUGUGGACGAUGAAGUAAUACAUCUUAACUCAGAGGAUACCAUUUAUAACGUCGAUAAACUUAAACAGAUGAAAAACGUGCUUACGAUGACUUCCGAAGUGGUGGUCGGGACUGAGAGGUUACCUGUUUCCGGAAACAGCAAAAAGCAUCGGCAAAGAUUCCGUUUAGUUAAUUCUUCUAUAAGAAUUGCAGACACACCUCAGGAAAGUGUUUCUUCGUUCGACUUAGAUUCUAGGGCUAACUCAGAUGUGCAUUCAAACAACACACUAACAACAUCAGCGUCCAAUAACCAAGUGCAGACAGGUGAAAAUGAUGGUACUAACGGAGAUACCGGUGCGACAAGUACGGCUUUGGAGGUGUCAAAAACUUCUAGGGAUAGAUCUUCUAGUGCUCACUCUUUCAACAAUUUGCUACCAGAUAGAAUAUCAAUUCCUUCAAUUCCGUCACCCCCUCCCUCGGGAACACUUGCUACUGCUGAGGAGGAGAAGGAGGUGCUUCGCUUACGUGAGCAGGCACUACUUCCUAGUGAGCCUCCAGAGUUCAACUCCGAUGCUACUCACGAGACACAUGAGUACACUACUAGACGCAUGUCACCUCUUUCGCCACCAUCUUCUGUUGAGGACUUUCCCGGAAAUUUGAAUGACUCUGGUGAGCAGCAAAGCUCAGAAGAGCUUCCACCUUCGUACAGCGAAACUAUAAGCAGAGAGCGUGAUGGAAAACGCCGGGUUUCCCUACGGUAG
Molecule: messenger RNA, 1674 nt
Organism: Brettanomyces bruxellensis
Lineage: Eukaryota; Fungi; Ascomycota; Pichiomycetes; Pichiales; Pichiaceae
Exons: 1
Coding region: 1-1674 (557 amino acids)
Biological process (GO): ubiquitin-dependent endocytosis
Cellular component (GO): plasma membrane; cytoplasm; cytosol
Molecular function (GO): protein-macromolecule adaptor activity; ubiquitin protein ligase binding
Source: RefSeq, a predicted model, not a curated record